AUGGGGGGCAGCGCCCGGAACCCGGGAGUCCUGCAAAGAGACGACUCCCCCAGACAGUCUCCAUACCAGCGCUUAAGUCAAAGGAUGCUGGACAUUUCGGGGGACCGAGGCGUGCUGAAGGAUGUCAUUCGAGAGGGAGCUGGAGAGCUGGUGACACCGGACGCCUCCGUGCUCGUGAAAUAUUCUGGAUAUCUGGAGCACAUGGAUAAGCCUUUUGAUUCUAAUUGCUUUAGGAAAACUCCUCGGCUCAUGAAACUUGGAGAGGAUAUCACACUGUGGGGCAUGGAGCUGGGCCUUCUGAGCAUGCGGAGAGGGGAGCUGGCCAGGUUCCUGUUCAAACCCACCUAUGCCUACGGAACACUGGGCUGCCCUCCGCUGAUCCCCCCAAACACCACCGUCUUGUUUGAGAUCGAGUUGCUCGACUUCCUGGACUCUGCUGAGUCGGACAAGUUUUGUGCCCUCUCAGCCGAGCAACAGAGUCAGUUUCCACUUCAGAAGGUCCUAAAGGUGGCAGCUACUGAACGAGAGUUUGGCAACUACCUUUUCCGCCAAAAUCGUUUCUAUGAUGCCAAAGUGAGAUAUAAACGGGCCUUGUUGCUCCUCCACCGGCGAACAGCGGCCCCUGAAGAGCAGCCCUUGGUGGAGACCGCUAAGCUGCUUGUUUUCCUCAACCUGUCCUUUACUUACCUGAAGUUGGAGCGCCCCACCAUGGCCCUGCGCUAUGGAGAGCAGGCUCUGAUCAUUGACCAAAAGAAUGCCAAGGCCCUCUUCCGCUGUGGACAGGCUUGUCUCCUUAUGACUGAGUACCAGAAGGCCCGGGAUUUUCUAGUCCGAGCCCAGAGGGAGCAGCCCUUCAAUCACGACAUCAAUAACGAGCUGAAGAAACUGGCCAGCUAUUACAGGGACUACAUGGACAAAGAGAGAGAAAUGUGUCACCGGAUGUUUGCUCCUGGUGACAAUGGCUCUACAGUAGAAGAAAACUAA
Messenger RNA from Budorcas taxicolor (takin), 984 nucleotides. RefSeq names its product FKBP prolyl isomerase family member 6 (inactive) (gene FKBP6). The transcript has 8 exons. The record is from RefSeq and is a predicted model, not a curated record. Bases 1 to 984 code for a protein of 327 amino acids. Lineage: Eukaryota; Metazoa; Chordata; Mammalia; Artiodactyla; Bovidae. Gene Ontology annotation, molecular function: protein binding; peptidyl-prolyl cis-trans isomerase activity.